Molecule: messenger RNA, 2170 nt
Organism: Sipha flava (yellow sugarcane aphid)
Lineage: Eukaryota; Metazoa; Arthropoda; Insecta; Hemiptera; Aphididae
Product: V-type proton ATPase catalytic subunit A
Exons: 11
Coding region: 1-1845 (614 amino acids)
Biological process (GO): proton transmembrane transport; ATP metabolic process
Cellular component (GO): proton-transporting V-type ATPase, V1 domain; lysosomal membrane
Molecular function (GO): ATP binding; ATP hydrolysis activity; proton-transporting ATPase activity, rotational mechanism
Source: RefSeq, a predicted model, not a curated record
AUGACUUCGUUGAAGACUUUUGAGGAUGAAGAUAAAGAGAGUUCUUAUGGGUUUGUGUUUGCAGUUUCUGGCCCAGUCGUGACUGCUGAAAAAAUGUCUGGAUCAGCCAUGUAUGAACUAGUUCGAGUAGGAUACUUUGAACUAGUUGGUGAAAUUAUUCGUCUAGAAGGUGAUAUGGCUACAAUUCAGGUUUACGAAGAUACAUCUGGUGUUACUGUUGGUGACCCUGUUUUAAGAACUGGUAAACCACUUUCAGUAGAAUUAGGACCUGGUAUAAUGGGAAGUAUUUUUGAUGGUAUUCAAAGACCAUUGAAAGAUAUUAAUGAGCUUACUCAAAAUAUUUACAUACCCAAGGGUGUUAAUAUACCAGCUCUAGCUCGUAAUGUUUCUUGGGAAUACAAUUCAUCUAAUAUCAAGAUUGGAAGUCAUAUAACUGGAGGAGAUCUUUUUGGUCUUGUGCAUGAAAAUACUCUUGUUAAACAUAGGUUAAUGUUACCUCCUAAAGCUAAAGGAACUGUUGUAUUCCAAGCUCCACCUGGAAACUAUAAAGUUGAUGACAUUAUAUUGGAGACAGAAUUUGAUGGUGAAAAAUCAUCUUUUACAAUGUUACAAGUUUGGCCUGUACGUCAGCCUCGUCCAGUCACAGAAAAGUUACCUGCCAACUAUCCACUUUUAACAGGACAACGGGUACUUGACUCUUUAUUUCCCUGUGUACAAGGUGGGACUACUGCCAUUCCUGGUGCUUUUGGUUGUGGAAAAACUGUAAUAUCUCAAGCUUUAUCUAAGUAUUCAAAUUCUGAUGUUAUCAUUUAUGUCGGUUGUGGAGAACGUGGUAAUGAAAUGGCUGAGGUAUUGGGAGAUUUUCCUGAAUUAUCUAUUGAAGUUGAUGGUGUAACUGAAUCUAUUAUGAAAAGAACUGCUUUAGUUGCCAAUACCUCAAACAUGCCUGUAGCAGCACGAGAAGCUUCUAUUUAUACUGGUAUUACAUUAUCUGAGUACUUCAGAGAUAUGGGUUACAAUGUAUCUAUGAUGGCUGAUUCAACAUCUCGUUGGGCUGAAGCUUUGCGUGAAAUAUCAGGUCGUCUAGCUGAAAUGCCUGCUGACAGUGGUUAUCCCGCAUAUUUGGGUGCUCGUUUGGCUUCAUUCUAUGAAAGAGCUGGUCGAGUAAAAUGUUUGGGUAACCCCGAACGAGAAGGUUCAGUUAGUAUUGUAGGAGCUGUUAGUCCCCCAGGUGGUGACUUUUCGGAUCCUGUUACAUCAGCUACUUUGGGUAUUGUGCAAGUAUUUUGGGGGUUGGAUAAAAAAUUGGCACAACGUAAACAUUUUCCUUCUAUUAACUGGCUUAUUUCAUACAGUAAAUACACAAGAGCAUUGGAUGACUUUUACGAUAAAAAUUUCCCAGAAUUUGUGCCCUUAAGAACUAAAGUUAAAGAGAUAUUACAAGAAGAAGAAGAUUUGUCUGAAAUUGUACAGUUGGUUGGUAAGGCAUCUUUAGCUGAAUCUGACAAAAUUACACUAGAAGUUGCUAAACUAUUAAAAGAUGACUUUUUACAACAAAACAGUUAUUCAUCUUAUGAUCGUUUCUGUCCAUUUUACAAAACUGUUGGAAUGUUACGAAAUACAAUAGCCUUUUAUGAUAUGGCACGUCAUGUUGUUGAAUCAACUGCUCAAUCUGAAAAUAAAAUAACUUGGUCUGUCAUUAGAGACAGUAUGGGCAAUAUACUUUACCAGUUGUCCUCCAUGAAGUUUAAGGACCCAGUUAAAGAUGGUGAAGCUAAAAUUCGUGCUGACUUUGAUCAGUUAUAUGAUGACAUACAGCAAGCUUUUAGAAAUCUGGAGGACUAAAAAGUAUUUUUCAUGUUAUUUUACAUCGUUAUUCAAAAACAAAACAUUAAGUUUGUAAAAAAAAAAAAAAUUAUAUAUUAUAAUGAAUUGUUGUUGUUUACUCCAGCUUUCGUAAAAUUAGCGCACAUCAUAGAAUGAAACUGUGGUGACGGAUGUAAAAUUAUUUUUGUUUUAAUCUUGUUGUUAAUGUCACCAUGAAUAAUAUUUUUAUUUAUUUUUUUUUUUUUUAUUCAUUUUAUUCGUCAUUCCAUUCUCGUAGAUUUCAUUCAUAGCAAGUGAACUAUUACUUUAUAAUUUAUUAUUAAAUUCGACAAUAAGCAACCUA